This is a messenger RNA of Suncus etruscus (white-toothed pygmy shrew), 1200 nucleotides long. RefSeq names its product leucine rich repeat containing 74B (gene LRRC74B). Gene Ontology annotation, molecular function: protein binding. NCBI's taxonomy places the organism in Eukaryota, Metazoa, Chordata, Mammalia, Eulipotyphla, Soricidae. The transcript is spliced from 9 exons. The record is from RefSeq and is a predicted model, not a curated record.
AUGAAGGGGUCUAAGGAGGCUGCGGCUGCCCCGUGCCCUGCAGGGUUCCCAGAGGCCGAGGAGGACCAGGAGUCUUUGGAUGAGAAUUCAGACUCCGACCUGGAGACCGGAGGUGCCCCUGGGAGCACCAAUGCUCACUCCUGUCUCUUCUCAGGCACCCAAGGCCUUGGAGAACUGGAGGAUGUCAAAGACACCCUCUACCUGAGCUCUUGUAGUGCCCGAGGUGUUGUGCCCAUCUCCUAUUUUUUGCGCCAUAGGAACUCCACAGAGCUGAAUCUGCGACACCGGGGCCUGGGACCUCAGGGGGCCUGGGCUCUGGCUUCUGCCUUGGCUUUCGAUGUCCAUAUCAAGCACCUGGACCUUCGAGACAAUGAGCUCCGUGAGGCUGGUGUCCAGGCGCUGGCCACCUUCCUGAGCAGAAGCAGCACACUCUGUGAUGUGGACUUGUCUGAAAACCAGCUGGGAGCUGCAGGCGCACGGAUCCUCUGCACUGCUCUGGCAGCCAGCCCCAGCAUCUGGAAGGCCCAACUGGCAGGGAACAGGCUAGAGGAGCAGGCUGCCCAGUGCCUCGCUGAACUCCUGCUGGCUCACACCUGCCUGAAAUGCCUGGACCUGAGCUACAACCAGCUAAAUGACCGAACAGGGGAGAUACUUGGACCUGCUCUGGCAGAAAACACAGGACUCACAGAGCUUAACAUAAGCUGGAAUCACCUCCGAGGCCCAGGAGCUGUGACUUUUGCCAAAGGACUGGAGGCCAACAUCUUCCUAAAAAUUCUGGACAUCUCCUACAAUGGAUUUGGGGACUCUGGAGCUGCGGCAGUGGGUGAAGCACUUAAGACUAACAAUGUGUUAGAAGAACUCAACAUGAGCAACAACCGCAUCUCUGUGAAGGGAGCCAUGAGCCUGGGCCUGGGACUCAGGACUAAUCAGACACUGAGGAUCCUCAAAGUUUCCAGGAAUCCCAUCCAAAGUGAAGGCUGCUUUGGCAUUCUCAAGUCUGUACAGAAAAAUCUGAUGUCUGCCCUGGAGCUGCUGGACUUCUCUGAUAUUCAAGUGAGCAGAGAGUUUGAUGACCUCGCUAUCACUGUGAAGGCGAUUCUUCCAGGACUUUGCAUAAAGACAGCUGCUCACAGAGUGUAGUACAGAAGAGAGCUUCGGACAGCUUCUGGCCCAUCCCUGCCAGCACCUGCCUCAGAUUGA